AUGGCUUUUCAAAGAGAAUCAUCCAGUAAAAGGUUCUUUAUUGUUUUUGGCUUGGUUUUCUUCCUAUACCAAAUUGUAGCUGCUAGGCUAGUUACUGCUCAUCCUAGCGGUCCUGCCGUAUUUGAUGUCACUAAAUUCGACGCAAAAGGAAAUGGCAAACCUGAAUACACUGAAGAUUAUGAAAAUGCCAAUUCGCUGUCAUUUAUUCAAGCAUGGCAAAAGGCUUGCAACAACAUAGGACCAUCAAAGUUGGUGAUUCCUAAAGGAACAUUUGUAGUUGCACAAGUUUUAUUUUCUGGACCUUGCCAAUCUCAAGUAACCGUCGAGCUUCAAGGAACUAUCACAGCGGACCCUGAUCCUAGUGUAUUUCCUAAUCAAGAAUUAAUCGUCUUCCAACAAGUUGAGGGUGCCAUAUUCACUGGUACUGGAAGUAUUAACGUUAACCAACCGCAACCACCGUGUGAUUCAGAAAAGAGUUUCACCUUUAUGGAAGUGAUGCCUAGUAUCAAGUUUAGUAAUGCUACGAGUUGUGUGGUUGAUGGUAUACAUUCCUUAAAUCCUGCACAAUUCCAUGUGUUGGUUGAAAAUAGCAAUAACAUAUCUAUUGUCAACGCCAACUUUGAUGCUACUACGGUUAAGCCUAAUACUCGGUCUAAUGCAAUCUACGUUAGUGGAUCAAGUUUGGUAUCAGUAGCCAACACUAACAUCAAAACUGGCGAUGAGUGCAUCACAAUUUCAGGAGGUUCAGCUGAUAUAUCUGUCACUGGAGUUACUUGUGUUGCUGGAAAAGGAAUCAGUGUUGGAGCCCAACUAGAUGGUUUUCACCCUGAUUACAAUGUGAAGGGGGUAAAAGUUAAGAAUUGUACUUUCAAAGGAACGUCAUUUGGUGCAAGAAUCAAUGCUCGACCAACCGAUAAAGUUGGUGAAGUAUCAAACAUCAUUUUUGAAGAUUUAGUUAUGGAUCAAGCUUUGAAUCCAAUUGGAAUUAAGCAAGAUUAUCUUCCUUUACCUGACAAGCCAAAUCUUGCAAAGAUCACAAAUGUCCACUUCAAAAACAUUAGGGGAACAACAACAACAAAUGCGGCAGUCUCUUUUGUGUGCAGUAAAUUGGCUCCAUGUGAUGAAAUAAAAGUGUCUGAUGUGAAUCUCAGUUUCACAGGAAAAUCAACCUUAGUUGAUAAAUCAUCCUUAGUUGGAAAGGUUGCCAACAUUCUUUCAACUACAUGUGUAAAUGCAAAAGUUAAGUUUAGCGGGAAGCACGAUGGCUUGAAUUGCGCAUAA
Molecule: messenger RNA, 1281 nt
Organism: Beta vulgaris subsp. vulgaris (sugar beet)
Lineage: Eukaryota; Viridiplantae; Streptophyta; Magnoliopsida; Caryophyllales; Amaranthaceae
Product: exopolygalacturonase-like
Exons: 5
Coding region: 1-1281 (426 amino acids)
Biological process (GO): carbohydrate metabolic process
Molecular function (GO): polygalacturonase activity
Source: RefSeq, a predicted model, not a curated record